Messenger RNA from Clupea harengus (Atlantic herring), 5582 nucleotides. It is a transcript of the gene caska, whose product is annotated as calcium/calmodulin dependent serine protein kinase a. Gene Ontology annotation, biological process: protein phosphorylation. NCBI's taxonomy places the organism in Eukaryota, Metazoa, Chordata, Actinopteri, Clupeiformes, Clupeidae. Gene Ontology annotation, molecular function: protein binding; ATP binding; protein kinase activity. The record is from RefSeq and is a predicted model, not a curated record.
AGGAAACUGCUGUUUGAAACGAAAGUCGGCAGCCAUCGAAUCCGUCAUGUUGGCUCAAACGGCAGUUUUCGCCUAGCCCAGAACACUGAGUACGAGCUAUGUGCUGGAGCCAUUAUGGCGUUGUGCAUGCCAGUUUCAUAACCUUGAGAGGGAGGAGCUUGGCUUUUCUGGAAGCUGGAACAAGCAUAGGAGUGACGGAGGAAAACUAGAGCAACGGUGAAUCGGAGAUACAGCAAGCCUUUGAGUUCCAUUUCUUGCAGCGGAGAAAGGCACCCCACCUGAACCACACGAAGAAGACCAAAAUGAGCGCCUUUACCUAGGGCGUAAUGUGGCGUCUCCUUUCAUUUAUCAAGAGCGUUAAUGGGACAUCAAACCUUUGUAAUGUCCUCAUUACAGUAAUCACGUUUGCCAGUGAAAACAAAUAGAUUUUGCUUGUUAGCUAACCAGCUAACUGAAUGUCGGUAUAACCAGCCAGUUAUAGCGGUUGCAGGAUUUAGCAACCCUUAGGUAAGGUACGCAUAGGCUACAAUAACAUCGGAUGAGCGUUCGACGCGUAAACUAGUCGUUAAUUACGUUUGAAUAUCACAGUUUGUAGGGCUCAGAGCGAAGGAUUAGGGAGCCGGGAAACAAGGAGAAGGUGGGGCCGAAGAGUCUCAAACGGACUAAGCGCUUGCUGGCUGCCUUGGUCCUCAUCUGAAGCAUUCACGGACGGUUUGGGAAAAAUAUUCCGCCCAUUGGAAUUUUGGAAGAUAUCGGAGCGAUUGUUCGGAGAUACCUUCGUUGCCCACGGGAAGAUCAGAAGUGGCUUCAUCAGACAAUUUUUAUUGUGAUCGGUGUCUUGCUCUGAUACAACCAACCGUUGUGUUCAGAUUUGGGGGAAUAUUUUCCCCAGUCUGGUUGGACCAUGGCCGACGACGACGUUCUCUUUGAAGAUGUGUACGAGCUGUGCGAGGUCAUUGGAAAGGGGCCGUUCAGCGUGGUGCGGCGAUGCAUCAACAGAGAGACGGGCCAGCAGUUUGCCACGAAGAUCGUGGAUGUGGCCAAGUUCACCUCCAGCCCCGGCCUCAGCACAGAAGAUCUCAAAAGGGAAGCCAGUAUCUGUCACAUGCUCAAGCACCCUCACAUUGUGGAGCUCUUGGAAACCUACAGUUCAGAUGGCAUGCUUUACAUGGUCUUCGAGUUCAUGGAUGGAGCCGACUUAUGUUUCGAGAUCGUUAAGAGAGCGGAUGCUGGCUUUGUCUACAGUGAAGCAGUCGCCAGUCACUACAUGAGACAAAUUCUUGAGGCGCUGCGCUAUUGCCAUGACAACAACGUCAUUCAUCGAGAUGUAAAGCCCCACUGUGUGUUACUGGCAUCGAAAGAGAACUCUGCGCCGGUCAAACUUGGAGGUUUUGGGGUGGCCAUACAGCUUGGAGAAUCCGGCCUCGUAGCAGGAGGGAGAGUGGGCACCCCGCACUUCAUGGCACCAGAGGUGGUGAAACGUGAGCCCUACGGCAAGCCGGUAGACGUUUGGGGCUGCGGCGUGAUCCUCUUCAUCCUGCUAAGCGGAUGCCUGCCCUUCUACGGCACCAAGGAGAGGCUCUUCGAAGGGAUCAUUAAAGGGAAAUACAAGGUAAUGAACCCGCGGCAGUGGAGCCACAUCUCAGAGAGCGCCAAAGACCUGGUGCGCCGCAUGCUGAUGCUGGACCCCGCAGAGAGGAUCACAGUCUACGAGGCCCUCAACCACCCCUGGCUGAAGGAGAGGGACCGUUAUGCCUACAAGAUCCACCUUCCUGAGACAGUUGAGCAGUUGAGGAAGUUUAAUGCCAGGAGGAAGCUGAAGGGGGCCGUUCUGGCAGCGGUAUCCAGCCACAAAUUCAACUCCUUUUACGGGGACCCGCCUGAGGAGAUGCCCGACUUCUCUGAAGACCCUACUUCCUCAGGACUACUUGCUGCAGAGAGAGCUGUAUCCCAGGUGCUGGACAGUCUGGAGGAGAUCCAUGCCCUGACGGACUGCAGUGAGAAGGACCUUGACUUCCUGCACAGCGUGUUCCAGGACCAGCACCUCCACACACUACUGGACCUUUACGACAAGAUCAACACCAAGUCCUCUCCGCAGAUCAGGAACCCGCCGAGUGACGCAGUCCAGAGAGCCAAAGAGUCCGCUGAAGACGAAGCAGGCACGGCUUUGACUCGUCUGGAAUGUGUACUGGAAGAGAUCUCCUGCUACCCAGAAAAUGGCGAUGCCAAGGAGCUGAGGCGGAUCCUCAAUCAGCCUCAUUUUAUGGCCCUGCUUCAGACCCAUGACGUUGUGGCUCAUGAAGUGUACAGUGACGAGGCCCUUAGGGUGACCCCUCCGCCCACCUCGCCCUACCUAAACGGAGACUCACCUGAGAGCACCAACGGAGACAUGGACCUGGAGAACGUCACGCGCGUGCGCCUCGUUCAGUUCCAGAAGAACACAGACGAGCCCAUGGGCAUCACGCUGAAGAUGAACGACCUCAACCACUGCAUUGUGGCAAGAAUAAUGCACGGAGGCAUGAUCCAUAGACAAGGAACGUUGCACGUGGGAGAUGAGAUCCGGGAAAUCAACGGAAUCAGCGUGGCCAACCAGACAGUGGAGCAGCUUCAGAAGAUGCUGAAGGAGAUGAGGGGGAGCAUCACCUUUAAGAUCGUGCCAAGCUACCGUACACAGUCCUCGUCUUGCGAGAGAGAGUCCCCCUCCACCUCCCGACAGUCCCCAGCCAAUGGCCACGCCAGCGUAAACAGUUCUAUCUUGGACCUGCCGUCAACCAUCCAGGCCAAAGGACGCCAGAUCGACAGACCCCCUGCAAUCAAGGAAAAUAAAAUGUCCGUCAAGAUCUACGUGCGGGCGCAGUUCGAGUACGACCCAUCCAAGGAUGAGCUCAUCCCCUGCAAGGAAGCAGGCAUCCGCUUCCGCGUGGGCGACAUCAUCCAGAUCAUCAGCAAGGACGACCACAACUGGUGGCAAGGCCGCCUGGAGAACACCAAAAACGGCACGGCCGGCCUCAUCCCCUCGCCCGAGCUGCAGGAGUGGCGAGUGGCUUGUAUAGCCAUGGAGAAGACCAAGCAGGAGCAGCAGGCCAGCUGUACCUGGUUUGGCAAGAAGAAGAAGCAGUACAAGGACAAGUACUUAGCAAAGCACAACGCAGUAUUUGAUCAACUAGACCUCGUCACGUAUGAAGAGGUGGUCAAGCUGCCCGCCUUCAAGAGGAAAACGCUAGUGUUGUUAGGAGCCCACGGCGUCGGCAGACGACACAUUAAAAACACGCUCAUCACCAAACACCCUGACAGAUUCGCCUACCCCAUUCCACACACAACCAGACCUCCAAAGAAGGACGAGGAGAAUGGUAAGAACUACUACUUUGUAUCGCACGACCAAAUGAUGCAGGACAUCUCCAACAACGAGUACCUGGAGUACGGCAGUCACGAGGACGCCAUGUACGGCACGCGUCUGGAGACCAUACGCAAGAUCCAUGAGCAGACCCACAUCGCCAUCCUGGACGUGGAGCCCCAGGCCCUGAAGGUCUUACGUACAGCGGAGUUUGCUCCCUACGUGGUCUUCAUCGCUGCCCCAACCAUCACACCCGGCAUGAAUGAGGAGAACCUAACCACUGUCGGAUCCAGCCCAGGAUAUCAUUUAGACUCGCCCCAGGACGAGUCGUUGCAGCGGCUGCAGAAGGAGUCAGAGAUCCUGCAGAAGACGUACGCGCACUACUUCGACCUGACCAUCAUCAACAAUGAGAUCGACGAGACCAUCAGACACCUGGAGGAAGCCAUCGACCUGGUGUCCACCACCGCCCAAUGGGUGCCCGUCUCCUGGGUCUACUAGAGCACAUAGACACACACACACACACAGACGCCUACACGCACACACACAGACACGCACACACACACACAGAUACACACACAGAUGUCCCCUAGUGACCUAAUCUAUCCCUCAGCCCUAAGUCCAAGUGACCCCCUCUCUGUCCCCCCCUUCUUUGCAAUGCAUCUCUUCAAAUCUUCAUCAUUCCCUGGAGAAAAACAAAAAGAGAAAUGUACCUCUGAUGCUCAGACAACCUCAAUGUACAUGACCUGCAGUCAGUCUCGGCCCCCUUACAGACUACCUAGACGUAGUGUUGUAUUUACAAAAAGAGAUGGAAGAAAAAGAAAAAAAAACAUAAAAAUUGAAUUAAAUAUUGUCAUGUCCUUAUAGCUAGGAGGCAACAUUUUGUAGACUUUUAUUUUAAAGAGACAGUAUCUAAUCCCCCCUACCCCUGCCCAUGUUCAUGUCGCAAGUCAUCAUGGUAGUGGUGCAGUGUAGUGUUUUUGUUUUUACUUUGCAAAUCAAGUAAGGUUUUGCCCAUCUGUGACCCAGACGUGGCUGGUUCGAGCACUACUCUGUAAAUCUGAGGAAAAGCACACAGACGAACCACAGCGCCAUCGUCUCCCACGCCAUUGCAGCCUCUACUUCUGAUCCAUUUCGAGAGGCUUCCCUCCAUUUUUAGCCUUGCGUAGCACACUGCGUUUGUGAUCGAUUCCCAAAUGAUCUCUUCUGCCUUAUGGUGCACUAUCAAACACACACUCACACACACACACACACACACACACACACACACACACACACACACACACACACACACACACACACACUCUCUCUCUCUCUCUCUCACACUCAACAACGGUACAAGCUCCCACUGUGUGUCUGCAGCAGUUGUGCGCUCCCCCAAGAUACUGUCUCUCUAAAUGAAUACAUAAAUGUGUUAGAGAUUUGAAUGAGGUCUUCUGCAUGUGAACAUUCGCAAAAAGCUUCCAUGCUCUCUCUCUUUCUCUCUGACUAUCUCUCUCUCUCUCUCUGACUAUCUCUCUCUCUCUCUGUCUCUCUCUCUCUCUCUCUCUCUUUCUCUCUCUUUCUCUCUCAGUGUUAGCUGUCCAUCUGCUGUCAGUCAGAGCAGAAAACAUUCCAUUCGUCUGACUUAAAAAAGAAAAACUCAAAUCAAGGGAAGCCGGACAAGUGACGAAAAGAAGAAAAAUAAAAAAUAAAAAAACAAAAGCAAGAGUGAAAGGUGGAAAAAAAACGAAUAAAAAUCAUUCAAAAAAAAGAUGACAAGAAAAUGACACCUAUGCACAUCCCAUGCAUUUCGGGGCGACUUUCUGAACCGAAUGAUUUUUAUCAACCAUGUAGUGAGAUGUGUUUGUAAAUUGUCUCAAUUUGAUUUAUUGUAGGGUACAUAAGGGGGAUUAAAAAAUAAUACUAACUCUAUUCCAGAUUUGCCAUUUCAGUGAGGAAAACCAGUUGUUGUCUGAGAGUAUUAUUGUUCUAAUUAAGUUGAAAUCAAAGGAAAAUAAUGCUGAUUUUUAUUCUCUGUGUCAUUGUUUCAAAAAAAGAGGUGCACAACGUUUUGCAAAAAAAAAAGACAAAGUGAAUUAAGUUGCAAAACACAAGAAAAUAAAAAAGUGGUUUGUGCAUCCGAAUAAUAACCAUGUAUAUGACAAACUGUUUACUUUCAAACUGCCCUGUGUAAAUUCCUCUGCUGAUGACAUAGCAGUUCUUCAGUAUGAACAGUUUUUUAAAUAUAUUUCCUUUUAUGUGUUGAAAA